AUGGCGGAAAUGCUCCUGAAGGCACAGAAGUACAUGAAUGCUGAAGAUGCUUUAGCUGCCAUAAAGGAUGCCGAGAAGCCAGGCGACAAGGCCAAGAGGGAAGACGAUCGCAGGGGGCAGAAGAGAGAUCGACCAGAUCGUCGGAACAACGACUGGAAUAGGAGGAAAGAUGAUAAGAAUCCUCGGAUGGUAAGAUUUACUCCUCUGGUCAUGCCUGUUGACAAGAUUUUCACGCAGAUCAAGGACGAGCAUUAUCUCAAAUGGCCCAGACCAUUGCACUCGUCCCCCAAUGUCCGCGACAAGAACAAGUAUUGCCGGUUCCACAAGGAUCACGGCCACAACACGGAAGAUUGCAGGGACCUAAAGGAGCAAAUAGAGGAGUUAAUACGGAAAGGGAAGUUACAGAAAUAUGUGAAGAAAGGAGAAUAUAGCAAGUUCAAAGACGACAAUAAAGCCCAGCAUGAAUCCUUCUCCCGGGAUGACGACCGUCCGUCCCAACCUCCAAACAAGGUGAUCGGGGAGAUCAACACGAUUAUAGGAGGGCCGUUCUCAGGAGGGUCGUUUAAAUCACUCAAAAAGGCAUACCAGAGACAGGUUAACAGCGACCCCUUGGUCAUAAUGUCCUUCAAUGAAGGAGACGCCAUGGGAGUGAAGCAGCCCCACAACGACCCCUUGGUCAUAAUGUUAAACAUAGAAGGGUUCAAUACCAAAAGGAUCCUCGUCGAUAAUGGCAGCUCCGAGGACAUCAUCUACCUCCCAACAUUCCAGCAGCUGAGACUAGAUCCAAAAAGACUGCGCCCUUUUGACUCUCCACUCGUCAGUUUCAGUGGAGACAGGGUCUACCCUAAGGGUAUAGUGACAUUGACGGUGACGGCGGGGACCUACCCAGUGCAGUUGACUCGGCAAGUAGAUUUCCUGGUGGUGGAUUGUCCCUCAUCCUACAUUGUCAUCAUUGGAAGACCCACGCUUAACAAGUGGAAGGCGGCAACGUCAACUUACUGUUUGAAGGUAAAAUUCCCAAUAGAUAAUGGUGUCGGUGAAGUGAAAGGAGAUCAAGUCCUGGCAAGAGAAUGCUACCAAGCCGUCCUGGCUGGGAAGGAGAACCACACGUGGAUGAUUAAGGAGAAGGAAGAAGAUAGGAUAGAGGCCCUGGAGACGGUGGAGUUGGUAAAAGGAGAGGCGAACAAGACGACCAAGAUAGGAACGAUGUUGAGCCCCGAGAUGAGAACAAAACUCAUAAGGUUCCUCAAAAAGAAUCUAGACGUCUUUGCAUGGAGUCACGAGGACAUGCCGGGCAUAUCCCCAGAAGUCAUCCAGCAUAAGUUGAAUGUGGACCCAGAAUGGAAACCCGUCCAGCAACGAUGA
Molecule: messenger RNA, 1365 nt
Organism: Quercus lobata
Lineage: Eukaryota; Viridiplantae; Streptophyta; Magnoliopsida; Fagales; Fagaceae
Exons: 1
Coding region: 1-1365 (454 amino acids)
Source: RefSeq, a predicted model, not a curated record